Molecule: messenger RNA, 1272 nt
Organism: Angiostrongylus costaricensis
Lineage: Eukaryota; Metazoa; Nematoda; Chromadorea; Rhabditida; Metastrongylidae
Source: the annotation of a GenBank genome assembly
AUGAAUAACCUUUAUUCGACUGACGUCUCGACGUCUUCGACUUCAUCAGAGCCGAUGAUCCGGGUCGAUGCUCCACAGUUGUUCCUCUUCUCGAUACAUCUUCUUCAGGUUGCUUCACUGCUAUCAACUGAUGAGACGAGAACGCUUCGAGUCAGUAGGAUUCUUCCUCCACAAUCGGCCAUCCCUCGCCAGGAUUCUGGUCCUUCCUAUUGUGCAGUUUGCGCUGAAGAAGGCAACAUGGAGAAGCGGUCGUUGCCAUGUGGCCAUGCAUUCUGUGUAAUAUGCUGGCGUCAUCACAUCGAAGCCAAAAUUUGUGAAGGAGUAGCAUCUCGGUUGGGAUGUAUGGAGCCAAGCUGUACCCUUCUUUGCCCAAGCGAGUUCGUCCUAAGAAUUCUUGAUAAGCCUCAAUUUCGAGCACGGUACGAGCGAUUUGUUUUUCGGGAUUACGUAUCUUCUCAUCCUCAUCUCAAAUUUUGUGUAGGAAAAGAUUGUCAGACCAUAAUUCGAUCAAAGGAAAGGAAGCCGAAACGGGUCACUUGUUCUACGUGUUCAACGUCAUUUUGUGUGGCAUGUGGUGUCGACUAUCAUGCUCCAACGUCGUGUGAAACAAUAAAGCAAUGGUUGCUGAAGUGUGCUGAUGACAGUGAGACUGCGAACUAUAUCAGUGCUCACACGAAGGAUUGCCCUCAGUGCCACUCUUGUAUUGAGAAAAAUGGCGGCUGUAACCAUAUGCAGUGUGCCAAAUGCAAGCACCAUUUUUGUUGGAUGUGCUUCGGCGAUUGGAAAACACAUGGCAGUGAGUACUACGAAUGCAGUAGGUACAAGGAGAAUCCUUCUGUGGCUGCGGAAGCAAAUCAUGUCAAAGCAAGACGAGCACUGGAAAAAUAUCUUCACUAUUAUGAACGCUUCGAAAAUCACAGCAAAUCCUUGAAAUUGGAACAGCAACUGCGUGAUAAGAUUCAGAAGAAGAUUGAAACAAAAGUGAAUGAUCAUGAUGGUACCUGGAUUGACUGGCAGUACCUUCACAAUGCUGCUUCCCUUCUCACUAAAUGUCGCUACACCUUACAGUAUACGUAUCCGUUCGCAUACUUCAUGGAGAAUGGAGCCAGGAAACAGCUGUUCGAGUAUCAACAGGCUCAAUUGGAAAAGGAGGUCGAGGAGUUAGCAUGGGCCGUCGAAAGAGCAGAUUCAACCGCAAGGGGUGCGCUUGAAGCGCAUAUGCACCGUGCAGAGCAUAAACGUAUCAGCCUCCUUCACGACUUCUUCUUCUGA